Leptopilina heterotoma is the source of this 1110-nucleotide messenger RNA. Its product is annotated as replication protein A 70 kDa DNA-binding subunit-like. NCBI's taxonomy places the organism in Eukaryota, Metazoa, Arthropoda, Insecta, Hymenoptera, Figitidae. The record is from RefSeq and is a predicted model, not a curated record. The transcript is spliced from 6 exons. The coding region runs from base 155 to 1036 and encodes 293 amino acids.
UCUCAAUCAAGUUUAAACAGUUACAAAUUAUAUUGAUAAUUCUAUUAUACAAGAAUUCCCCUAAUUCAUUUCUAUAAUAACAAAGAAAUAAGAAUAUUUUGAAUAAAGUAUAAACAUUAGUAUCGAUUUGAAAUUGAAACAGUAAACACGCAUCAUGAAACACAAUAAACGAAAUUUAGAAUCUGAUGACCAUGGUUUCUCUCAUAAUUUAAAUAAAGAAAAAAAAAUAAAAAUUGAUAGUUUCAUGGAUAUACAAAAUACAAUAUCAGAAUGGGUUAUUCGUUGCAAAAUUGUGAAUAAAUCAAACAUUAAGUCGUAUAAAAGUGGAAAAUUAUUUUCUAUCGAUUUAAUAGAUUCUUCAAGUCAAUUUCGAUGUACUUUCUUUGACGAUGCGGUUGAUAAAUUUUUUGAAAUUGUGCAGAUCGGUAAGCAGUACAUUUUGUCAAAAUUCUAUGUAUCAACACCUCAUCCAAAAUUUAAUGUAUUCAAUAAUAGAAUUGAAAUCCAAAUGAAAACUGAUUCGUCGAUCAAAGAAAAUGAUGAAAAUGAUAUUUUCCUUCCUGACAACAUGUAUACUUUUAAAACCAUCGAGGAAAUUAAAUUAAUGGAAACAGGAACAUUUACAGAUCUAAAAGCGAAAAUCUUUCACAUAAAUGAAAUUGAAGAAAUUGUUCUUAAAACUGGAACAAAAUUCGUAAAAAGAUCUGUAACAAUAGUCGACGAGUUAAACGAAAAAAUUGAUUUUGCAUUAUGGCGUGAGAAUGCACAAAAUUUUUCGAUGAAUGUUGAUGAUGACAUUAUUAUUAAAGGCGGAAAGGUCCUAUUUUACAAUAACAUUGCCUACAUUUCUAUAAUAAAUUCAUCAAUUAUAACACUUAAUGAAGGGGAAGAAGAAGCAAAUAAUAAUAAUGACAAGACAGAAGAUCAUUCUUCUAAGCAUGAUGAGAAUGAAAGAAAUACGAAGCAUUCAAAAAAUGUGAGACAUAAUGAAGAACAUAGACAAUCUCAAUCGUCUGCUAUUUACAGACCUAUUUAAAACUCGUAAUUUCUACAAUUCAAAGCGAUAUAAAGGUCAUUUUCAGAAUUAUCAACAUGCUGCAUUUAGAAGGA